This is a messenger RNA of Orbicella faveolata, 1671 nucleotides long. RefSeq lists its product as uncharacterized. Lineage: Eukaryota; Metazoa; Cnidaria; Anthozoa; Scleractinia; Merulinidae. The record is from RefSeq and is a predicted model, not a curated record.
AGUAUUAAGCUGCGAAUGAAACGCGGCAGUAACAUUAAAAGAACGGACCGUUUCAGCCAUGUUAUUUUCUGUCUAUAUUUUGAGUUUGUCCGCCAUUUUGGUUGCCAACUAAAACACACGAGAGUGAGGCUCCCGUGGUUUGUUUCCAAGCAGUGGAAAAACAGAGAGGAAUCUGGAACCUAUUAUUCGUUCCAAUAUGUCGGACGAGUUGUCUCGGACUCAUGUUCAUUGACCAAAAUGACCGAGAAAAAAGACGGGUUUCUUCGAAUUGGUGGCGAUUCAGAUUUCCAAGGUCGUAGUAAUUCGAUCUUUGGAUGUCUAGACAAGCUUGAACCUGAGCAAAAGACUGAAAAGAGCGAAACAGAAUCGAAACCACUUGGAGCUCGUGCACCAAAACGUGUUCCAGAUCACGUUUUGCACCCAGAAAAAUGGACAAAGUAUAGUCUGGAAGAGGACGGAACUGAAAAGAACGUUGGUACGCUGAAUGGUGAUGCCUUAAACAGACAUGCUGCUCUCUCAUUUAUGGACGAAAUUCGUAAAAGAAAGGAAAAUUCCAACAGAAGUGUAGAAUUAGAGUCCGACGUAGCGAUGGCCGAGAAACACAUUUUUUCAAAAUCGGCCAUCAAACACAAAAUGGAGGUGGAUGAAAUUCUCCCUAAGUCCCUGCUUGUUGAUGGUGUCAAUAUCAUGCCUGAGUAUGUUAUAGGACAAUCUCCGGCUAAAACACCUAAAACACAGUUACAGGCUCAUCCCGCGAAAAAGACAUCUCACUCCCCAGGGGAUGCAGUUUGCCUUGAACACUUAAAAGAACAAGACGCUUUAGAAAAGGGUAUAGACAUUGUAUCUUCAGAGAUCACAAAGCCGAUCUCUGAUUCUGCAGGAGAAGAGAAACAGAGAACAACGUUUACUAAAAGAAAGGUCAAGGCUCGUGGAGGACUGCGUGAGCACAAACCCUCAGAAGACGAUGAAUGAUUCAUGCAGCGUUACCCAAUUACAUCUGUAUAUUUCUUUCCCCGUGACAGAAAUUUGUACCUGCUGGUCACUUAGAGAAUGAAAGUUAUAUACACCUUGGAAGGUCUACAUGUUAAGUAAAUUAUCUCACGUGUAGCUGUUGGUUUUCGUUUACAUUAACAAGAAGCUUAAGAAAGGUUAAAACUGCAGUGUCUUUGCUCCUUAAAAUAAAUAGAAGCUUAAGAAGUUCACUGUAUUGAGAUGGAGUGUGCGAGUGUGCGGUUUUUGAUGUUAUGGUUGUUUUUUGAUUUUUGAAAUCUCCAGUUUCAAAAUGAAAAGUGUAAUUGAAGGUUUGUGUUUAUGGUUUGUACAGAGAGUUGAAUGAUAAUUGUUUGAGUGUUAAAAGUUGCAAAAAUAGCUAACACCCACAUACACAUGCAGAAACUAGUCCACUUGACCACACAUGCCAGAAAAUGGCAGAAUUUGUGGUGAAAAUAUAAAGAGGAAGGCAAUUAUUACUGUUGCAAAUGCCAAGACUCAACAGGCCAUUCUUUGCAAACUUCACAAGUGUGGUUAAGAUCACAAGGUUUGUUUUCUCUCUUGCUCUGACUGUGUACUUGAACUAAAAUAACCCAACCCACAGCACUCCGUAAAGUGGUACUAUGACGAAAAUUGCAUCUUUCCUAUCUAAGCCAUUUUAAAACAUAAACAGGUAGUCUG